Molecule: messenger RNA, 555 nt
Organism: Cuscuta epithymum
Lineage: Eukaryota; Viridiplantae; Streptophyta; Magnoliopsida; Solanales; Convolvulaceae
Source: the annotation of a GenBank genome assembly
GUUUCUUUCCGGAUUCUAUCGUUUUCGAUCGAAGUUCGGCUUUUAUUUUUGUUCUUGUCCUUGUUUUCAUACAUCGGUUUUUCUAAGGAUUACCUCAGGCUCAGCUCGGCCGCUGCGUGGAGAUGGAAGAUAUUGUUAACAACUAUAGGAAGAUGGCUAUUGGGGAGGCAGAUAACGAACUCAAUUUUGAUACAGAGGAAGCCGGUGAUGAGGAAGUGAUCGAAGAUCAGAUUGGCUUCCUGGUGGUUGGGACGGUGAUCUCCGAUCGGAAGGUUAAUUUUGAGGCGUUUCAGGAUGCGAUGACUUCAGCCUGGCGUCCUGGUAAGGGGAUAUCAAUCAAAGAAAUCGAUGAAAAAAGGGAGGCCAAUCUGUAUACCAGUCCAAUUGCAGCUCAACUACACGACAUACCCGCAUGGAAUGCGCCGCUUGGGUCGAUCACCUCACUUGGGCUUCUCUGUUUGGUCCGUCAACUAUCCAAGAAAGAACUCCCCCAAGCAAUUGGCAGAAAAUCUAUAAUUCGUGGGGAGCGAAUUUGAUGCAUCGGGGAUACCGAGG